Daldinia childiae is the source of this 1341-nucleotide messenger RNA. Its product is annotated as Nitrilotriacetate monooxygenase component A. Gene Ontology annotation, molecular function: monooxygenase activity; oxidoreductase activity, acting on paired donors, with incorporation or reduction of molecular oxygen. The coding region runs from base 1 to 1341 and encodes 446 amino acids. The transcript has a single exon. Lineage: Eukaryota; Fungi; Ascomycota; Sordariomycetes; Xylariales; Hypoxylaceae. The record is from RefSeq and is a predicted model, not a curated record.
AUGGCCGAACAACAGCAACAGAAGAAACAACUUCGUCUGGGAGCUUUCAUGCGCCCGGUGAGCUUGCAUACAGGAGCAUGGCGAUACCCCGGUGCCUAUCCCGAUGCCAACUUCAACUUCCAGCACAUCAAGUCGUUUGCGCAGAAGUUAGAAGCUGCUAAGUUCGACGCAUUCUUCAUGGCCGAUCAUCUAGCCGUAUUGAACAUGCCCAUCGAGGCGCUCCGACGCAGCCACACUGUCACAUCAUUUGAGCCAUUCACUUUAUUAUCAAGUCUGGCCGCAGUAACCGAGCGCAUCGGCCUCGUCGCUACGGCUUCGACGACAUACGAUGCACCUUACCACAUCGCAAGGCGGUUUGCGUCUCUCGAUCAUCUGAGCGGAGGCCGUGCUGGCUGGAAUAUUGUCACAACCGCUAAUCCAGACUCGGCGCGCAAUUUCGGCCAGGAUGCGCAUAAGGAGCAUAGUGAACGCUAUGCUCGGGCCCGUGAAUUCUACGAUGUGGUGACAGGACUCUGGGAUAGCUUCGCCGAUGACGCUUUUGUGCGUGAUGUCGAAAGCGGCAUCUUCUUCAAUCCCGAGCGUCUGCACGUUCUCGAUCAUCACGGAGCCGAACUCGACGUCAGGGGUCCACUAAACAUUGCGCGACCACCGCAGGGAUGGCCAGUAAUCGUGCAAGCCGGUGCAUCAGAGCCGGGGAAACAGCUCGCUGCCGAGACGGCCGAGGUAGUGUUUUGCGCACCGCGAAAUCUCGAGGCGGGCAAGGAGUUCUUCAAGGACGUGAAGGGCCGGCUUGCUGCUGUGGGCCGUAGUCCUGAUGAUAUAAAGCUGUUACCUGCCGCGUUUAUAGUCAUUGGUGAUACAGUCGAAGAGGCCCAAGCUAAGCGGCUGAAGCUGGACAGUCUUGUGCAUUAUGAAAGUUCCGUUGCUUCGCUCUCUAUUGCACUUGGCUACGACGUCGCCAACUUAGAUCCAGACGGCCCUCUACCGACUGAGCUGCCCGAGACUAACGCAAGCAAGUCAAGUCGUGAGAGUGUGUUAAAGCUUGCAGCGACCGAAGGUCUUACCGUCCGCCAACUCGCACAAAGAUAUGGAGGAUAUUCAGGUCUGGCAUUUGUCGGAACGGUCCAGACGGUGGCUGAUGAGAUGGAGCAGUGGCUUGUACAAGAAGGUUCAGAUGGCUUCAAUGUUGUUUUCCCCUUCUUACCGCAGGGUCUUGAUGAUGUGGUCGAGCGCUUGAUUCCGGAGCUGCAGAGGCGAGGCAUCUUCCGUAAGGAUUACGAGGGGACAACUCUGCGAGAGCAUUUGGGUCUCAAGCGCCCAAAGAACAAGUUCUUCCCAUAA